Molecule: messenger RNA, 918 nt
Organism: Rhododendron vialii
Lineage: Eukaryota; Viridiplantae; Streptophyta; Magnoliopsida; Ericales; Ericaceae
Product: guanine nucleotide-binding protein subunit gamma 1-like
Exons: 5
Coding region: 242-646 (134 amino acids)
Source: RefSeq, a predicted model, not a curated record
GUUCAUAUCAUCACUGUACUGUUUGAGAGAGAGAGAAAGAGAGAGAGAGAGAGAAAACGAUAGAGAUAGAGGAGGAGAGAGAGAGAGAGAGAGAGAGAGAGAGAGCAGCGGCAGGAAGGGAGAGGGGGAUUGGAACAUUAAUCUUGGUGCAGAUACGGGCACAUUGGAGGUGCCGAAACCAUAGUUGUACAUUCCUUUUUGGAAACCACUAUCUGCUUGCUUUUAUUGGGUCUCCGAUCCGAUGGAACCAGUUACGGAAGGAGGUGAUGAGGACCAACGACCACAACUUUCACCAUCAUUACAAUCGGGAGGAGGAGAGAGUACCACAGUGCAAGAUGCAGCAGCAGCAGCAAUUACCGUUAGGGCUGCUGCUAUUCCAAAAGAAACAGCAAGUCCCAGUUUCAUGGGGAAACAUCGAAUGGUAGCUGCAGUUGCCCAACUUCAUCAGCAAAUCCAAAUCAUUCAGGAAGAGCUGGAGGAGCUUGAAACAUUGGGGGAAUCAUCUAUUGUUUGCAAAGAACUUGUGUCAGCAGUUGAGUCCGUCCCCGAUGCUCUGCUUCCUGUGACAAAAGGUCCAGCAGUGGUUGGUUGGGACCGGUGGUUCCAAGGUGCCCAUGGCUCACGUGGUCGCAAACGGUGGAUAUGAAGCUUCCGAACUUCAAGAAAUGCUUCUGUUGGAUUUAACAAUUUUUUCAGGGUAUUAUAUUGAAAACAAUUACUAGCGUAAUGUCUAUUCCAAUUUGAUUUUGAUUAUUUGUGGAACCACUACUAACUAGUAUCAAAAGACCUUCGAUUGUGUCAACCAAAAGCAGAGCUCGAACAGCUUGGUAUGUCAUUGGCAAGUGCAAGCCAAUGCAAAAAUUGUACUGAGAAUUUCUAAUAUAUGCUUGGUAUAGUAACCAACCGAUUUUAGAUGAA